This is a messenger RNA of Papaver somniferum (opium poppy), 2091 nucleotides long. Its product is annotated as protein transport protein Sec61 subunit alpha-like. Gene Ontology annotation, molecular function: ribosome binding; signal sequence receptor activity; transmembrane protein transporter activity. The record is from RefSeq and is a predicted model, not a curated record. Bases 322 to 1752 code for a protein of 476 amino acids. Gene Ontology annotation, biological process: post-translational protein targeting to membrane, translocation; SRP-dependent cotranslational protein targeting to membrane, translocation. The transcript is spliced from 7 exons. Gene Ontology annotation, cellular component: membrane; Sec61 translocon complex. Lineage: Eukaryota; Viridiplantae; Streptophyta; Magnoliopsida; Ranunculales; Papaveraceae.
AUUAAUAUUUCCAAAUCACCCCUCUUCAACUACUUGUACCAACUCUUUCUCAUUCUCCCUACCCUCCCUCUCUCUCUUAAACGUACCACACACACACACACAGAGGAAAAGAAACGUGAUCGUAGAAACUACGACCUUUCUUUCUUUCUUCCUUUAUUCAACGUCUUCGGAUUGUCUUCACAUUAUAUCGGUUCGUAAUAAAACCCUAUGUAUUUCUUUCGUUUAGCUUAUUCAUUCAUCAUCUUUUCAUUCGUCGAGUAAAGGGAAAUCCUGCUUUCUUUUUCUGAGAUACAAGGUUGAUUGACGUUGGUCUAACAUAAAAUGGGUGGGGGGUUUCGAGUUUUGCAUCUAGUUCGGCCAUUCUUGUCGUUUCUGCCAGAAGUUCAGAGUGCUGACCGGCGAGUUCCCUUCAGAGAGAAGGUCAUAUACACAGUGAUCUCUCUUUUCAUUUUCCUGGUCUGCAGUCAGCUCCCUCUUUAUGGCAUACACUCAACGACAGGUGCGGAUCCGUUAUAUUGGAUGCGUGUCAUCCUUGCCUCAAACCGUGGUACUGUUAUGGAGCUCGGAAUUACUCCUAUUGUGACAUCUGGUCUAGUGAUGCAGCUUCUAGCUGGGUCAAAGAUCAUCGAAGUUGACAACAGCGUCCGCGAGGAUCGUGCUCUAUUAAAUGGUGCACAGAAGUUGCUUGGUAUUCUUAUAGCUGUUGGUGAAGCUGUUGCAUAUGUUCUUUCUGGAAUGUAUGGUAGUGUUGGCCAGCUUGGGGUUGGAAAUGCAAUUCUUAUCAUUAUUCAACUAUGUUUUGCUGGUAUUAUUAUCAUCUGCUUAGAUGAACUUCUACAGAAAGGAUAUGGUCUUGGAUCUGGAAUUUCCCUGUUCAUUGCAACUAAUAUCUGUGAAAAUAUCAUCUGGAAGGCAUUUAGCCCCACUACUAUUAACAGUGGACGCGGAGCCGAGUUUGAAGGUGCUGUCAUCGCUUUGUUCCAUCUGCUGAUAACUCGGACAGACAAGAUUCGUGCUCUGCGUGAAGCAUUCUACCGGCAGAACCUUCCAAACGUCACAAAUUUGUUGGCAACGGUCUUGAUCUUUCUCAUUGUUAUCUACUUCCAAGGGUUUCGCGUUGUCCUUCCAGUUAGGUCAAAGAAUGCUCGUGGACAACAGGGUUCAUAUCCUAUUAAGCUGUUCUACACCUCUAACAUGCCCAUCAUUCUGCAGUCUGCUCUUGUAUCCAACCUUUACUUCAUCUCCCAGUUGCUAUACAGACGGUACAGCACAAACUUCCUUGUGAAUUUGCUCGGAAAGUGGAAGGAAUCUGAAUAUUCAGGUGGUCAGUUCAUUCCUGUUGGUGGAAUCGCUUACUACAUUACUGCCCCAUCAAGUUUGGCAGAUAUGGCUGCCAACCCUUUCCAUGCGCUGUUUUAUCUUGUAUUUAUGCUGUCAGCUUGUGCUCUGUUCUCCAAGACUUGGAUUGAAGUUUCUGGAUCCUCUGCCAGAGACGUGGCUAAACAGCUUAAGGAGCAACAAAUGGUGAUGCCUGGACAUAGGGAGUCCAAUUUACAGAAGGAAUUGAACCGAUACAUCCCAACAGCAGCAGCUUUUGGUGGUAUGUGCAUUGGAGCAUUGACAGUGUUGGCUGAUUUCAUGGGUGCAAUUGGUUCUGGAACUGGAAUUCUUCUUGCAGUCACAAUUAUUUACCAAUAUUUUGAAACCUUUGAAAAAGAGAGAGCCAGUGAACUUGGGUUCUUCGGACUCUAAGCACUCAGAGUUUGUUCAGUUGGCUCUGAAGAACGGUUUUGGUGGGCGCCAAUGGAGAGGCUCCUCCCCAGCAGUUUUGGCGAGAGCUCAGAGAAAGUAUAGUAGAAAAAAGAUCAUCCCUACCUUUCUAACACCAUGUCCCUGUGGGUAGAAAAAAGAAAGAUCUGCCCACUUGAUGGCCAAAGGAUAAUUCAACUUUAGUUUUUUAUAUUUUCUUUUUGUUUGUCCCCUCCGUUUUUUGUAGACAAAAAAAAUCUUGGCUUACGAAAAAAAAAUAUCAAGAAAAAGAAUUCCUCUAUACUGUUUUCUUUGAGUAGAAAAGAAAUUCUGUUUACUUAA